AUGCUACUGUGCAAAAGCGGGUGGAAGAGAUGGCCCGGAUGGUGCACGAGCUGAGACGUCUGCCGUUCUUUGAAUUAAGGUUUAUUGUCAGGCACAAUCACAGUUUAUUGUCAGGUCUCUACGGCCGAUUGUACGGUCUUAUGCGCCCCCAGUAUGUAAUUUGGAUGAUCUUAUAUAGGUUAAUUAAUUGAUUGAAAGGGUGGUAGCAUAGAUAUAGUCCUAACGCAAAAAAAAACUCUACGGGUCGUGUUAGGAAUGCCACUAACAGGGGCAUACACAUGACAGAGAAUCAGAUGAGGCACCACUCUCACUACCUGGCUCGGGUGUGAGUGGAGUUGUAUCUACCUGAGUCGGAAGACGGGAGUGCGGAAGACGGGAGUGAUCCACUCAGAGACUCAGAUUGAUACUGACACUCAUUUAAGUGACUACCUUUAACUGAAGCAUGCCGCUUAGAAUUCGUUUACCGGCUCAGUGCACGCAUAGUCCGCAAGCGGUUUCCCGCAGGCGAAAUCAUAUUCCGAGAGGGCGAUACGAAUGGCAAUUCCAUGUGCAUCGUUUACCGGGGAAGCGUGCAAAUCGAGGUUUCGACACAGGCUAGAGCAGCAGCAACUUCGAUCAUAAGGACAACAUCUUCAAUAUCAAACGAUCAUGGAACAACAGCGGGAUCAGAUAGAGAUAUCAGAACACUAUCUUCCUCGAUAACAGGUCGUGGCUCCGAUGUAGUCGGUUUGUUUUCCGACGUCUCAACCGGAGCUGCUACCUCGGGAGGAGCUACAACUACAAGUUCGUCAACAAAUGCAGCUGACAACGACGCUAGUAAUCCAGGUGCUAGCUCUAGCAGCAAUUCAACAUCGUCUAACAACGUUGAAGUCGUGAAAAAGCUCCUCGAAGGUGAAAUAGUGGGAGAACUGGCAGUUCUAGGCAUAUCUCGAAAACGAACAGCGACAGUCCGUGCCUGUGCGACGUCACAGCUGAACGACGCCUCUGACUUAGAGAACAAGAGUGGAUGCGAACUACUUUUAUGACUUGUGGUUUGAAAAUGUAUCAAAAACAAAAUCCGCCUCCAGGUCAUCAAGUACAAGAUCAAAGUUUAUUCAUGGACUGUAUUAAAUAGGAAGUACAUCACGAGGUACAACUAGAUAGAUACAAGUAGUUGCAACAACUACUUCUUAAUCUUAUCCUAGUAGAAGAUUCUGAUCAUUCUAAUAUUUGUCGUAUUGCGUGAUGACUUAUGGGACUUGCUGACUGCAAAGUUUCCAGAUGAGUACGACUCUUUUCAGUUGAUGGGGGAGAUAAAUUUCGAGAAUUUAAUCCGGUCGACGCCAUUUCACUUGAAUCAGGCGAUCCCAGGAUUCCAGAGGCAUAUUUCUGAUGCUUUACAGCCACCUGGCGAAGACACUUCUCGGAGUACUAGAGCUAGUAGUACGAACAAGGUACGAGGACCAGUAUCUUCUUCACCGAGAAGUAGAAGCGGGGGAGCAGGUUUCGGCAGCAGUACUACAGGCGCACUUCUUGCGGUGGAACCGACACUAUCAGGACGUCCUACGGGGAGCACGAACGCCAGUAGCCUUGCGACCAUG
This is a messenger RNA of Amoebophrya sp. A25, 1580 nucleotides long. The record is from the annotation of a GenBank genome assembly. NCBI's taxonomy places the organism in Eukaryota, Dinophyceae, Syndiniales, Amoebophryaceae.